AACACGCUUCCGGGGUCUCAUCUGCCUUUUUUGUCAAGAUGUCCCUUUGCAUUUUAUGAAAGAUAUCGACUAUGAAAUGCAGAAAGAGAUUUUGAGGUCAGUGCACCAUUCUAUCUGUAAGACAAGGCAGCUAUUUAUGAGGUGAUAAUGGAAAAUAAAGGAAUGGUGGGAAGUUCUAGAGGUAAUAUGAAGGUUGAUGAGGGAAACUGUGGAGAAGUUAUUCAGCAAGGUUUAGACAUGGCACCAGAACUAAAUACCCAUGUUCAGAUUACAAGAACGCGUCCACCUUCCAUUAGAAUAAAACAGAAAAGGACAGACAUUUCAGGUACGGGAAAAACAUCGCUAGCUGUUGUUAAGCCUGGUGGUAGUUCAAGACGAGGUUCCACAAAGAACUUUGCCAAAGCUAAAAGUCUCUCAACUGGAAAAUCAAGUAAUCUUGGAAAGAGAUCCGUGAAGAAACGUGUUUCUUCAAAAGGAAAAAAGAAAACCAAACAGACAAAAUUGGAUAUCCAAGCACAAAUGCAACGAUCGGUAUGUAGCAAGUCUGUUGAGGGUGUACAGCAAUUAACAAUUGACCAUGACAAGGAUCAAGCAGAUUUGAAAUGUUUAAUUUGUGCCAAAACAUUUUCCAAUAUAGUUGAAUUGAACUUUCACACACAAACGCAUAACAUUAUCCAUGAAUGUGAUGUUUGUGAAAAAGUAUUCAAACUUGCAUCUAGUCUCCGGCAUCAUAAGCGACUACACACGGGCAAGAAUGUUCUCCAGUGUGGUCAGUGUGACCGUGUGUUUAUUCACUCGGGUCAUUUUAAAGAUCAUCAGCAGCAGCAUACUGGUGAAAAAUUAUUCAAAUGUGAAAUUUGCUUGAAAACGUUCACACGAAAGCAUACUCUAAAACAACAUCAGGUGGCACUUCAUGAGGAUAAAACUCUACCCGAGUGCGAGUUCUGUGGGAUUAAAUUCAACUGUGUAAGUCAUCUUAUAAAUCAUACUAAAACUCAUAACGAUCAAUCGUCUUAUAAAUGUUUUAUUUGCAAGCAAAUAUUUGAUAGAAUUGAACUCUUUGUGAGCCAUUUUGAGGCUGAUCAUAAAGGAUCUACGAAUACAGACAUUUUACCAGUGUCUGGUAAUGUGAUACAAGGUGAUAAUGUUACGGAACCUGAUAAUUCCCUCGAAUGUGACCGCUGUGGGAAAGUCUUUAGGCAGGCGUCAAAUCUCAAGCAUCACUAUCGAAAACAUACUGGAAAAAAUCUGCUGAAAUGCGAGUUUUGCGACAGAAUGUUCAACCAUUCUGGUCACUUGCGGGACCAUAUGAGAAGACACAUGGGAAAGAAAGAGUUUCAAUGUACACUCUGUCAAAAAUCUUUUACUUGUUCAUCAGGUCUGACUCAACAUUACAAAGCACAUAACAUUAUUGAGCCAGAUAAGCCGUUCAGGUGUGAUGACUGUGGUCAAGUCUUUAAGCAGGCAUCGAAUCUCAAGCAUCAUUAUAGAAAACAUACUGGAAAGAAUCUGCUGAAGUGCGAGUAUUGUGAAAGAAUGUUCAACCAUUCGGGUCACCUGAGAGACCACAUGCGGAGACACACAGGAGAGAAACUGUUUCAAUGUAAAAUUUGUGAGAAAGCAUUUACCUGUUCACCAGGUCUAACUCAACACUACAAAACCCAUGAGAGUGGUGCACUCUCCCAGUGUGAAGUUUGUGGUAAAACAUUUACGGAGCUAGGUAGUCUGAAAACUCAUUUACGUAAACAUACGGGGCAGAAAAACUUUGCAUGUAAAGUUUGUCAGAAAGCUUAUACCUAUGCCAGUGGCCUCGCUUAUCAUAUGAAGUUACAUGAAACCAGCGUAAAAUCAUUCAGUUGUGAACUUUGUGGAAAACUGUUCAGACAUGCAGCUAACCUCGCUAGUCAUUCUCUCACACACACGGAACAACGGCCGCACGCGUGUGAUGUCUGUCAUAGGACAUUUAAGCACAGGUGCAGUUUGAAAAAACAUGCUGUGAUUCACACUGGAGUGAAACCGUUCAAAUGCAUGGUUUGUUUGCAGACAUUUAGACGAUCCGAUAGCCUGCAAAGACAUAAGAAAAUCCACUCCAACCUUGAUCAAGUUGAACAUUUACAUGUAGAUAGAAAUGGCACGCCUGAAUACGCUUGAAUGCAUAUAUGUACACUAUGUGUUGGUGAAGGCUUCAGGAUUUAUGAACAUGUAGGGGUUAAUCAGGGUACUUUUUAAGUCAAUUCACAGAGCCAUUCUCUUUCAGAAGAGUGUGAUUUUCCCCAAAUUGCCCCUUUAAAAUUCCAAGUUGGGGAAAAAUGCAUCAAUUUAAAUAAAUUCCUCACAACUGACUGAUUUCACAAUAUGGUAGGCAGGGACAGAAUGAUCAUGUUUUGUCGUAAAGAUUAAAUAAUUAAGGCUUUAAUAUAUAAGUUAACAGCCUAAUUCCUUGUAAUCAGAGUUCUUUUUUUUUUAUUUAAUGUCAUCUAUAUUUCAGGACAUGGUUCUUUUGUCAGUAAUAUAAUUAUGUCCUUAUGAUUUAUUGUCCGUAUUUGUAUCACCUAACUUUCUGUCAAAACCAUUUAUUUAAUAGAAAACAUUUUGAGCAGUUCAUAAUUAUAUGAAGCUCUUUUAUAGCCCACUAUAAGGUGUACAUGUAGAACAAUGGUUGUAGCUGUUAAGAUAAUGAAAUAUUUGUCCAGGGAAUAAUUCCAGUUUUAGUAAGACAAUAUUCUUUUACAAUUAUACAGAUCUAUGAAUACAUUUGUAUUUCAUAUACUGUAGCAAUAGGAGUUCAAAGGUCAUCCAGUGAUUGUGACAUUAUUUUCAAUACAUGUAUAUAUAUAUAUAUAUAUAUAAAGUACAUGGUGACAUGAAUAAAAUGUGUUUUCUCAGAUCUCCAGUCAGUAUUGAAUGGUCUCGUGACUGUUCUUUAAAUUUACAAAUAUAUAGCUUUGAUACAGAUGUUGCAGGGCCAUACUAUACAUGUCUAAAUAUGUAUCCCUCAGGCCUAGAUACAUAAAAGAUAUUAUUAUUAUAAUUUGUUUUAAGAAAUGUGAUGAGUGAUGACAUAUCUGCAAUGAUAACUUAGUUAAAUCAUAAAAUGUAAGCAGUGCAUUUAAAGAUGAUAAGGUUUGACCCAAGGGAAAUAACUCAGGUAUUUUUAAGGCCAAUAUUUAUAUAUG
Molecule: messenger RNA, 3176 nt
Organism: Mizuhopecten yessoensis (Yesso scallop)
Lineage: Eukaryota; Metazoa; Mollusca; Bivalvia; Pectinida; Pectinidae
Product: zinc finger protein 883-like
Exons: 2
Coding region: 148-2151 (667 amino acids)
Biological process (GO): regulation of transcription by RNA polymerase II
Molecular function (GO): RNA polymerase II cis-regulatory region sequence-specific DNA binding; DNA-binding transcription factor activity
Source: RefSeq, a predicted model, not a curated record